This is a messenger RNA of Lachnellula hyalina, 1722 nucleotides long. It is a transcript of the gene xkiA, whose product is annotated as putative D-xylulose kinase A. The transcript is spliced from 3 exons. The record is from RefSeq and is a predicted model, not a curated record. NCBI's taxonomy places the organism in Eukaryota, Fungi, Ascomycota, Leotiomycetes, Helotiales, Lachnaceae. Bases 1 to 1722 code for a protein of 573 amino acids. Gene Ontology annotation, molecular function: D-xylulokinase activity. Gene Ontology annotation, cellular component: cytosol. Gene Ontology annotation, biological process: xylulose metabolic process; D-xylose metabolic process.
AUGCCUUCCCAACUUGAUCAAGGGCCUCUUUACCUGGGCUUCGAUCUCUCAACGCAGCAACUGAAAGCAAUCGUUAUCACUUCGAGCUUGAAAGUCUUGUACGAAGCAAAAGCUGAUUUCGACGCGGAUCUAUCCAAAUAUGGAAUCAAGAAAGGCGUCCAUGUCAACGAGGCAGAGAGAGAAGUCUAUGCUCCAGUCGCCAUGUGGCUGGAAGCUGUGGAUUUAGUUCUCCAGCGACUAAAAGAAAAAGGAACACCAUUCCAACGGGUUAAGGGUAUAUCAGGUGCUGGUCAGCAACAUGGAAGCGUUUACUGGAGCAAGGCGGGCGAGACAAUACUCGGAGACCUGGAUCCAAAGGAUACUUUGAUUAACCAGCUCGAGAAGAAGGCAUUUGCCCAUCCCAAUAGUCCAAAUUGGCAGGAUGCAAGUACUCAGAAGGAGUGUGACGCUUUCGAUGCUGCUCUUGGUUCACCAGAGAAGCUUGCUCAGGUCACUGGUAGUAAAGCACAUCAUCGCUUCACCGGUCCACAAAUCAUGCGUUUCCACAAGAAGUAUCCAGAUGUUUAUCGAGCAACUUCACGCAUCACUCUUGUCUCGUCUUUCCUCGCAUCUGUGUUUCUGGGGAAGAUAGCUGUGUUUGAUAUUAGCGAUGUUUGUGGCAUGAACCUAUGGGAUAUUAAUGCUGGCGCAUGGUGCGAACCACUUCUCACGCUCGCGGCCGGUGAAGAUGGCCUAGACUCACUGAAGCAGAAAUUGGGAGAAGUGCGAGAAGAUGGCGGCGGUUCCUUAGGGAACAUCUCCUCUUACUUUGUUUCCCGCUACAAUUUCGCCCCUAACUGUGGCAUCGCCCCUUUCACGGGCGACAAUCCGGCUACCAUCCUCGCACUACCUCUUCGACCACUCGACGCAAUCGUUUCCCUCGGAACGUCAACCACAUUUCUAAUGUCCACUCCGAAAUACUUCCCAGAUCCAGCCUACCACUUCUUCAACCAUCCCACCACCGCCGGCCUCUACAUGUUUAUGCUCUGCUAUAAGAAUGGCGGUCUAGCCCGUGAAAAGGUCCGCGACAGCCUUCCUAAACCAACAUCCUCUGAUUCCUGGUCGACCUUCAACGAAGCUGCCCUCUCUACACCACCACUCGGGCAGAAAAGCCCUUCCGAUCCAGCAAAACUCGGACUCUACUUUCCGCUCCCGGAAAUUGUCCCAAACGUCCGAGCAGGAACAUGGCGCUACACCUGCGCCUCUGAUGGCUCGGACCUGCAGGUAUCAGAGAAGAAAUGGGGCACCGAAACAGAAGCUCGUAUUAUAGUGGAAUCACAAAUGUUAUCUCUGCGUCUCCGCUCCCACAACCUAACCCAUAAACCGUCCCCCGGGCUCCCGCCACAGCCCCGUCGUAUCUACCUAGUAGGCGGUGGCUCGCUCAAUCCCGCCAUCGCACGCAUCAUCGGGGACGUCUUAGGCGGUACUGAGGGUGUGUGGAAGCUAGAUGUUGGGGGUAAUGCUUGUGCGUUAGGGGGGGCUUAUAAGGCCGUUUGGGCUAUGGAGAGGAAUGAAGGAGAGAGUUUUGAGGAUUUGAUCGGGGAGAGGUGGAAGGAGAGCGAGGCUGUUGAAAAGGUUGAUGAGGGGUAUAGGAAGGAUGCUUUUGAGCGGUAUGGAAAUGUUCUGAAGGCUUUUGAGCAGAUGGAAGGAGAUGUUUUGGCGGGCGAAGAAAGGAAUCUGUGA